AGCGCUGAGUAGUGACUGAGAAGCUCGAUAAUUGGUUAGCUACGUCGUCUUCUCUGCCCCCCCUCUCGCCAAUCCGUGUAGUUGAUUGGUUUCCAUGGGCUGGUGAGUGAUGCGGGCGGAGCAAACCGAGAUCAGAACGUCAUGAAGGAACUGGCGAAGGCCCGCCCCCUCCCUUGCCCGUAUUCUCAGAGCAGAGUUACUCAGUUUCGCUAGCGUGCGGCUCGUUGGACGCGUGGUGCGCUACGUCAUUGAGCAGAGAGGGAGGAGAGGAUUGCGGGGAAAAAGACCGACUGGCAAAUGCGGUCAGUCGGACGGAGAGUGACAAAGGGAAAGAGACCGAGCUGGAAGCGGUUACCGGACACGGAUACGGUGGAGAUUACCUUAUUUUAACGCCCUGCGCAAGGGAUUCUGGGACAGUACCGACCCGAGGUCCAACGGGAACCGAAUUUCUCUGCCCGGUGAUUUUAUCCUGCGCCGCAGCUUCCGCCCGGGAACCCACCCCCGGCCCUGACAGCAAGUGCCCGGCUCCCUGGGCCCACAACUCCGCUCUCUCCGCCCUCUCUCUGCCCGCCCUGUGUGAGAGGCGCCAUGGCCUCAGCCUGUGCCCAAGCCCCGCUCCCUGCCCGCCAUUAACCCCACCUGCCCCGGCUAAUACCCCUACUGGGGCAACAUCUGGGCUACUACCCGGCCCUGGGGCGAGAUUUGCCCUUUACCCACGCACUUCCAUAAUUACCCCUAGGGCAACAUCUGAGACAUCCAGCUGCCCCUGCUAAUACCCCCAUUGGAGCAGUGAGACAUCCAGUUGCCCCUGUUAAUACCCCCAUUGGAGCAGUGAGACAUCCAGCUGCCCCUGCUAAUACCCCCAUUGGAGCAGUGAGACAUCCAGCUGCCCCUGCUAAUACCCCCAUUGGAGCAGUGAGACACCCAGCUGCCCCUGUUAAUACCCCCAUUGGAGCAGUGAGACACCCAGCUGCCCCUGCUAAUACCCCCAUUGGAGCAGUGAGACAUCCAGCUGCCCCUGCUAAUACCCCCAUUGGAGCAGUGAGACAUCCAGUUGCCCCUGCUAAUACCCCCAUUGGAGCAGUGAGACAUCCAGUUGCCCCUGCUAAUACCCCCAUUGGAGCAGUGAGACAUCCAGUUGCCCCUGCUAAUACCCCCAUUGGAGCAGUGAGACAUCCAGUUGCCCCUGCUAAUACCCCCAUUGGAGCAGUGAGACAUCCAGCUGCCCCUGCUAAUACCCCCAUUGGAGCAGUGAGACAUCCAGUUGCCCCUGCUAAUACCCCCAUUGGAGCAGUGAGACAUCCAGUUGCCCCUGCUAAUACCCCCAUUGGAGCAGUGAGACAUCCAGCUGCCCCUGCUAAUACCCCCAUUGGAGCAGUGAGACAUCCAGCUGCCCCUGCUAAUACCCCCAUUGGAGCAGUGAGACAUCCAGUUGCCCCUGCUAAUACCCCCAUUGGAGCAGUGAGCUUCCCACCCCCAUCGGAUCAAUAUCUCGGCUUUGCGACUGAAACCUUUGCCUGAGACCCUGUCAAGGGCAAUAUUGUGCCACAAGUGGGGCAAAAUCACAGAUUCCUGGGGGCAACUGUCCUUAUUCCCCCCCCAGACGACGUAUGACCAGAUCCUCCUAGUUCUGCCGCUUUCCCACUAGAGCAGAACCUGCCCUGUUGCCCUGCCUGUGGUGCAGUAUUGUUGCAGUACCACUUGAAACUGCCCUUAAUACUUGAAGUAUUGCCCCUGCAGGCACAAGCUUUGGGCAACAGCCUCCGGAACCUGCUCUGUGUGGCUCCAACCCUUCAAUCCAUCGCUAAGGAGCAGUAGCCCUGUUACCCCCCGAGCGUCACCUGUGGCCCCGGCAGUGACAAUCCCGUGGCCCUUGCGCCUGUGACUAAACCACUGAUUCCCGGCUACAUGGCCUACUGACACCCCGGCUGCCAUAUUGUGUGCCCGACUGGAGCCCGAGGGAUGGUCUAUAAAUAGUGAUCGUCGGAGGGGAAAGGUGACAAUACAGAGGUGGGGGAGAGGGACCACCGCGCCGGGUAGGCCCCACUGCUUUCGGUAAGGGCUGAGAAGCUUAUUGUGCGCCGGGGCCUUGAUGGUCUUGCCCUCCAUCUGGCUUUGAUCUACAAGAGAGAAGGAGGUGAGGGAGGAGCCGGAGAAUCAUGUCGGGGAGGCCGAGAACCACUUCCUUUGCAGAGAGCUGCAAACCCGUGCAGCAACCGUCAUCUUUUGGCAGCAUGAAAGUCAGCCGAGACAAAGAUGGCAGCAAGGUGACCACAGUAGUAGCGACCCCCGGCCAGGGGCCCGACCGGCAGCAAGAAGUCAGCUACACGGACACCAAGGUUAUUGGCAACGGGUCCUUUGGGGUUGUGUACCAGGCCAAACUGUGCGACACGGGGGAGCUGGUGGCUAUCAAGAAGGUGCUACAGGACAAGAGAUUUAAGAACCGAGAACUGCAGAUCAUGAGAAAACUGGAUCACUGCAACAUUGUGCGUCUGCGCUACUUCUUCUACUCCAGCGGGGAGAAGAAGGACGAAGUGUACCUCAACUUGGUGCUGGACUACGUUCCCGAAACUGUGUACAGAGUGGCCAGACAUUACAGCCGGGCUAAGCAGGCGCUCCCCAUGAUCUAUGUCAAGUUGUACAUGUACCAGCUGUUCCGCAGUUUAGCCUACAUCCAUUCCUUUGGGAUCUGCCACCGGGAUAUCAAACCACAGAACCUUCUGCUGGACCCAGAAACUGCUGUACUCAAGCUGUGUGACUUUGGCAGUGCCAAGCAGCUGGUACGCGGAGAGCCCAACGUGUCCUACAUCUGCUCCCGGUACUACAGGGCCCCAGAGUUGAUCUUUGGAGCCACCGAUUACACUUCCAGUAUUGACGUGUGGUCAGCAGGCUGCGUAUUGGCCGAGCUGCUGCUGGGUCAGCCCAUCUUCCCUGGGGACAGCGGCGUGGAUCAGCUGGUUGAGAUAAUCAAGGUUCUGGGUACCCCGACUCGAGAGCAGAUCCGAGAAAUGAACCCCAACUACACUGAAUUCAAGUUCCCACAGAUUAAGGCGCAUCCUUGGACAAAGGGUUAUGUCUUUUUGCAGGUGUUCCGGGCGCGCACCCCUCCCGAGGCCAUCGCCCUGUGCAGUCGGCUGCUGGAGUACACGCCCACUGCCCGCCUCACCCCAUUGGAUGCCUGCGCCCACUCCUUCUUCGACGAACUGCGGGACCCCAAUCUGAAACUGCCCAACGGGCGCGAAUUCCCUGCUCUCUUCAACUUUACCACUCAAGAGCUGUCAAGCAAUCCUUCCCUCUCUUCUAUUCUCAUCCCUGCCCAUGCUCGGAACCAGGCCUCCGUGCCCACGCCGUCAAACUCGACAUCGGCAUCAGAGACGAGCACCGGGGAGCGCUGUACGAGCACCAACGCAGCCUCCGCGUCGGCCUCCAAUUCCUCCUGAGCCCCCACGCAUGCGCCGCUCACGGGAAAAACGGGCAAAAAGUAGCAAAGGGGGUUGGGAAACAGAGAGAGGGCGCCACCCACCCUGUCCCUGGGACUCGCAAACACUGGCCACACCCACCAAGGAUAAAGCUGAAACUGUAAAGGAAGCGCCACCUUCUGUUCAUUUUUAGUGGUUCAGUUUUUUUUUUAUUAUUGUUAUUUAACCUUGUAAAAUAUCUAUAAAUACAGAUUUUUUUUUUAAUUUUUUUUUUUUUUUUUUAAUUUUUUCUCUGUAAAUCUCACUCCGAUGGAGUUUUCCUUGCGAGAGCCGAGAGGUGAAGUUUGUUUUUUGUUUUAUUUGCCUCUCCUCUCUCCCUCGGACUGGUUACCUUCUCCUGCGCUGGUAUAGGCCACCGCCGCGCUCUAAGCUCCUCCCACACACCCCCAUCUGCUUUCCCCCCCCUAAGGAUUCUGCUGUAAUCACCGGGGUUGGUGGUAGUCAGGGACGGGUUGGCUGUACGGAAUACAUAGAAUGAAAGCUCUUGAGGUUCCAUCAGUUUGCAGCAGCCCCCCACGGGCCCCCCCACACCAGUUUGAUUCUCAGAGUGCCUUAUUGCGUUACGUGCGCGGGUUGGAAGCCUGUACAGCCUGCAUCCGUGCGCCCCCCCCCCCUUGAACCCCCGGCUCAGAGGCACGCGCAGCCCCCCCAUUCCUUUCCCCUCGCUGUCGGGGGGGGUCGCCAAAAGAUACAUUUCAUUGGCUUUCCCAGUCUGUCGUUAAUUGGUCAGUUUUUUUUUUUCUGUUUUUGCCAAAUCCAGGGGGGGGGUGUGAUUGUGAGACGUAGAAGGAUUAACCCUUUCACUGUACGCUGGCGCCGAGGAGUUAACACAUGAGCCAUACAUUGUUAUAACAGGAGCAAGUUACCUCACCCUGUGCCGCCCAAGGGCAUUAGGAUGGCAGAUGCCUCCGGCCUCCUGUGUUUGUCAGUGGCAAGUCCGGCCUGUGUAUGGCACGGGCAUAUGUAGCCACAACUACCCCCCCCCGCAUGUCAGACUGCCCCCCCUGCUGCUACUGACGCUUGGAAUGGUGCAGAUAAAUGGGGGCUUCACCCACACAGACUCACUGGCACCCCUACUCCGGCUGGCACCCUUUCCUCUGGCUACUGACGGGCACCAGUCCCUGCUUAUUCCCUUUGUACAGUGUCUCAGCCCUGGCAGUAAACCUGCCCCCAGUCUCUGUUCGUUUGCCCUGCUGCCCCAGCAGCUGCUGAAGUGCCCAGAACACGCUAUCCAAUCAGGUACUGUAUAAAUCCGAGUCUAGCCAAUCAGAUGCUGUAUAAAUACAAGGCGAUACCAGUAGAUUUGUAUUCUGCCCAGCAGGGGGCGCCUCAGCCUCACAGUUGGUUUGUUCCAUGUAGAACUAUAAUAACUGUCCCUGUAGGCAGCGGUUCCUUGCCCAGAUGCCCCAGCAGUGGCAUUUAUAGUUACCCCUCCCAGGCCCAGAUCUGCCUCCCUUGCAGAAUGUUGGAUAUGAAGCCAUUUUUUUCUGCCUGAGAUGCACCAAUGGGUUGAUAGAAUAUCAGACUAGAGGGGAGUCGCUCCUGGCCUCCUCCUGUGAGGCUUCCGCUACCGGCGCAGAGGAACUCCCUUUACUUAAUUACUUAUUCCCCCCCCCCCUCGAAACCAGUGGUACAUUCUCUGGGGCAGACGCCUUGAUACAUUCGACUCAGCAUGCUUAGUGCCGCAGAGCUUGCGCUCCAUUACCCACUGUAUCAUGUGAUCACUAGGAUGGAAUAUUCCUGUUAAUUGUGCCCAGCUGAUGCCCUGUUUGCCCCAACAAUUCUUAGUUACCCCCCUCCUCUCCCCUUAUUUUAUUAGAUCCAGAAACCCUAAGCCCCUCCUACCGAUCCCCUUGCCUUCCAUUGGCUCAAACUGGAUCUUAGCAGAUGGUUUUAUACGGUGCUCCAGCGAGUGUUUUACUGUGUGCGCCGAUGUUCCCAAAGCAUAUUGGGAAGUUUUAACCGUUUCCAUGCUGUUUGCUUUUAUGUUCCGCUGUGUAGAUUAAGGUUAGUUUGCCCCAGUUUGUUUAAUUGCACCUCUGUUUGUGGCACCAACUGACUUGGGGGGCCCUUAUAUUGCCAGUCACAUUCCCCAGGGGGCAUAGGCCUUAGCUGGGCACAAUGCUGACCCCGUUGGCUUUAGAGACCCCAGGGCCAGGCUCUUCUUGCCCAUCCCAUGAAUAAUCUGCCCCAGUGGAAUGGACCAAUACCAUUAAGGGGCCCUAUAGAACAUGGCUGCCUUUGUGUUGUUGUGUCCCAUUGGGCUGGCACCCUGGGCAGAGGCUCCUCCUUCCUCCGGAUCCGCUGCCCCAUACACCGGCCAACUUGCCCCCAUACACUGGCCAACAUGGUGCAUCAGCUGAUCAGACUGCCCAAUCCACGGACACCCAUGAUAGAUACAGGUCAGGACCGUCCGGCUCGCAUCCGGAACAUCUUCGUGGCUGUGGCACUGUACAGAAUUCUGGGUACUGGUGGGGGACAGAAUUUUACUGCCCCCGAAAACCCUUUCUGCCCAGAAUCAGUGGCCAGAGGUUGGUACAGCAGUGCCCGGGGUAUCACCGUGCUGCCCCCCCCGAUGUAACCGCGGACUUGGCAAAUGCACUUUAUUGCAUUGUGACCUAUAGAAAUGCCCAAAUCCUCACCGCCGCCCCCCCCCACUAUCCAAUGGGAAGUCCCACGCGUUUCCCCCAUUUUUUUCCCUGCGCGUCACCGGCUUCCUACCCACACACAGACGCGAGCGACGGCGCCCCCCCGCGGAAUGUUAUAAGCACAGAACCCUUCUGUACCCCCCGUCCUGGGCGCCCCCUGUCACGGCCGGGCUCAUACCCGGGGCGAUGGGGGGGGCAUUUUCCCUAUUGUGUCGUUUGUUUUGCAAAACCUGCAAUAAAUGGGUUUUAUUUUGGAGUCUUACCCCGCGGGGGGGGGGGGGGGGGGUGGGGGGGUCGGAGCGGGGCGCGAGCUCAGAAUGUAGCCUUCAGCUGUGAUAUCCUCUCUAUAUAAAUAUAUAUACAUAUAUAUAUUUUUUGCUUUGCUUGUAAUAUCCGCUUCCAUAAUGUGUGUUUCUGGUGGAUCCGCCAGGGUGGUCCAACCAAUAUGUGUAAGAAGAAAAAGAAAAAAAAACAAAAAAAAAGGUAAAUAGCCACACCCACGAGGAACUGGUUACCUAGGAAACACGUCACUCACAUUACAGAAACCUGUCCGAUGUGUAAAACAUUACGACUUGAAUGCCUCCGUGACUGAACCCCCCGAUUUCUUUCCACCUCUGCGCCCCCUGCAGGCCGUCCCACAGCGAAGGGGUUAUUUGUUUUUGGUUUUUUUUUUAAUUUUUCAUAUACGUAUGCCUAAUCGGAAAUCUCUCCGCCUCUCUUUCCUCCAUCCCUUUUGUAAAUACAUUUUGUUCUGUGUGACACAAUUCCAAAAUAGUUACCCGGUAUCUGUAAUUUGCAUUAAAUAAAAAAAAAGUAGGUUAGUCUGGAAAUGAAAUAAAACAAACAAAAAAAAAACCC
Messenger RNA from Xenopus tropicalis (tropical clawed frog), 6985 nucleotides. It is a transcript of the gene gsk3b, whose product is annotated as glycogen synthase kinase 3 beta. Gene Ontology annotation, biological process: negative regulation of signal transduction. NCBI's taxonomy places the organism in Eukaryota, Metazoa, Chordata, Amphibia, Anura, Pipidae. The record is from RefSeq and is a predicted model, not a curated record. The transcript has 11 exons. The coding region runs from base 2160 to 3440 and encodes 426 amino acids. Gene Ontology annotation, molecular function: tau-protein kinase activity; kinase activity; protein kinase activity. Gene Ontology annotation, cellular component: nucleus; plasma membrane; cytoplasm.